Molecule: messenger RNA, 2498 nt
Organism: Daucus carota subsp. sativus
Lineage: Eukaryota; Viridiplantae; Streptophyta; Magnoliopsida; Apiales; Apiaceae
Product: putative pentatricopeptide repeat-containing protein At3g01580
Exons: 1
Coding region: 138-2189 (683 amino acids)
Molecular function (GO): protein binding
Source: RefSeq, a predicted model, not a curated record
CGUUAGGUGGUCCACUUCUCAUCUAAUUCAAUUAAUUUAAAUCCUGUCAAUCGUUUAAUUUAACCAUUUUUCAUUUCAAUGCAAAAUAUAUUUUAAAUUUGCCUGCCGCUUACAAAUCCAUUUUGUUGCAAUAACAUAUGAAAGGAUGUAGCAACCCCAGUUUCCUCACCAACUUGCAUUCAUUUAUCAUCAAAACUGGUUAUCUUCACAGUUUCUAUGCUGCGAGCAAGUUCACCGCAUUUGAUAUGUUUGAUGAAUUGCCUCAGCCAACCUCAAUUACAUGGACCUCUAUUUUAAGAUGCUGUAACCGUGACAGACGCUUUAGACACACUUUAUGUCUUUUCUCAAUCAUGGGCUUUUAUCAAAAACCUCAUCCUCUUGCAAUUCUGUUGGCGUUGAAGGCUUGUGUUGGGUUGAAUUCACUUAAGUUUGGCAAAAUGAUUCAUGGGUUUGUCAAAAAAGAUGAUAUUAUUGAUUCAAACUUGUUUGUUGGUUCGGGUUUGAUUGAUUUGUAUUCGAAAUUUGGAGUAAUGACUGAUGCUGUUAGAGUGUUUGAGGGAUACCCGCAACCUGAUGUUGUAUUGUGGACGAUGAUUGUUACGGGGUAUGAGCAUAAUGGUUGUCCACAGGAAGCUUUGGCAUUUUUUGCCAGAAUGGUGAAUGUGGCGGGUGUUAGUCCAGACCAAGUCACGCUUAUUAGCGUUCUUUCAGCCUGUGCUAAAUUAUUGUAUUUGAAGGACGGAAGUAGUGUUCAUGGAAUGUUGAUUAAAAUGGGAUUGGGUAAUAGGUUAUCGUUGGUUAAUGCAUUGUUAAAUUUAUAUGCAAAGACUGGAUCUUUGGAUGAUGCGGCUAGUUUAUUUAGAAUAAUGGAAGAAAAGGAUGUGAUUUCAUGGGGGGCUAUGAUUUCUUGUUAUGCUCAUAAUGGUGCUGCUAAAGAAGCAGUGGAUCUUUUUAAUAGGAUGAUUUUUGAAAAGGUUGAACCAAAUGAAGUCACUGUUAUAAGUGCUUUACAGGCAUGCGAAGCCAGUUGUAAUUUGGAAGAGGGUAAGAAGAUCCAUCAGCUUGCUAUUCAGAAAGGGUUGGAAUUGGAUAUCUUAGUAUCUACUGCAUUGAUUGAUAUGUACAUGAAUUGUUCUUCCCCUGAUGAAGCAGUUGAACUUUUCUAUAGAAUGCCGGAAAAAGAUGAGGUUGUAUGGUCUGCAUUGUUAAGUGGUUGUGUUCAAAAUGGAAAGGCACACAAGUCGGUGGCUACCUUCCGCAAUAUGCUAUCAGGUGGAGUUCAACCAGAUGGUAAUGUUAUCGUGAAGAUUCUUACAGCUUAUUCCGAGUUGGGAAUAAUUCAGCAAACUUUAUGCCUGCAUGGCUAUGUCAUUAGAGCUGGCUAUGAAAAUAAUUCUUUUGUUGAGGCUUCACUCAUUGAAUCCUACUCUAAGUGCGGUUCCCUGGACAAUGCAAUCAAGAUUUUUGAUAAAACAACCAGGAAAGAUGUUGUUAUAUGGAGUUCGAUGAUUGCAGGUUACGGAGUUCAUGGGCAAGGGAGGGAAGCACUAGAUUUGUUUUAUUUGAUGGUCAAUAACUCGUUAGUGAAACCUAAUAAUGUCACUUUCCUUUCAGUUCUAUCUGCCUGUAGUCAUGCAGGCUUAGUUGAAGAAGGGAUUUGCUUAUUUAAUGCAAUGGUUAAUGAACAUCAACUUACACCUGAUUCAAAUCAUUAUGCAAUAGUUGUUGAUCUUUUAGGCCGUACUGGAGAGUUGGAAAAGGCAAUGGAAAUUAUUAACCUAAUGCCAAAAGUUGAACCACAUGUUUGGGGAGCUUUCCUUGGUGCUUGUACUAUUCAUCAGAAGACGGUAUUGGGAGAGGUUGCUACAAGGAAUCUCUUACAAUUAGACUUUGAACAUGCAGGGUAUUACAUUCUUAUGUCAAAUAUAUAUGCUGCUGAUGGAAAAUGGGAUAAUGUGGCAGAAAUUAGAAAUUUGGUUAAACAAAAGAAAAUGAAGAAGGUAUCAGCUGUAAGUAUAAUUGAGGCUAACAGUGAGGUCCACAGUUUUGUCGCUGGAGAUAGAUCUCAUCCCAUGACCACGAAUAUAUACAUGUUGCUGAAAAAGUUGGAGUUAAAUAUGGGAGCAGAGGGCUAUGUGCCUGAUGCAGGAGUUUCAGUGCACCAUACAGAGGAUUUUGCAUCAUCUUGAAAGAUAGGCACCCUUAACUAUGAAUAAUUUUUCUAUCUCGAGGUCCAGGGAAUUGUCGUGUUGAUAUGAAGAACCUUUAGCUUAUUUUUGAGGUGUACAACUAAUGGCAAUAGACUUGCUCAGAUAUCCUCAGUCAUGGUAUAUACUAGAUCACAUGACAGCCUUUGUUUGAAGGGAGGAUUCCAGAAGGUAAAAAACUCUUUCUAAAAGAAUUUAUUUGAUGGUUCUAAGUUAUUAAAAGAUUGCUUGUGAAUUCUAUUUUUAGCAUGCUUCAGCUAAGGGUUUUGUAGAUUGGAAAUGCUCUUAACU